Molecule: messenger RNA, 3709 nt
Organism: Cottoperca gobio
Lineage: Eukaryota; Metazoa; Chordata; Actinopteri; Perciformes; Bovichtidae
Product: zinc-binding protein A33-like
Exons: 6
Coding region: 397-1707 (436 amino acids)
Molecular function (GO): protein binding; zinc ion binding
Source: RefSeq, a predicted model, not a curated record
UGCUGCACGUCUCUUCCGUGAAAACAUUUGCUCUGCUGUCAGCUUCAGACCACUCCCUCUCUCAGACUGAACGGAAGAGCAGUCUAGUCUUUUACCCUGUUGCCAUCAGACGUUUCCUUUUUGUAAGACAAUGUCCGCUGACCAGAAUGGCGGACUGCCAACGCGAUUGAGGAGCUACAGUGUGAGCUCACCUGCCCGGUGUGCUUGGAGCUGUUCCAUGACCCGGUGAUCCUCGAGUGCGGACAUCAUUUCUGCCAGGUGUGCAUCAUCCAGUGCUGGGAAGUCAAGGCGGACGAGUUGUCGAGUUGCCCAAAGUGUAGAAAGUCGAGCAACGGCAAACUUCGACCCAACUCGCUUCUGUGCAACGUCGUGGACAGUGUGCGGAGAGCCCGGACCAUGGACACAGCCGCGGGGAUAACCGGGUGGCUCUCGGGACAUUCGCUGGAGGAGCCGGAGGAACGGGAGCCUGGGUCCAGCAUGAGCAGCGUGACCUCAUACUCGUCCAGCGGGCACUGGCCGCGCCUGGGUAUGGAUAUGUGCGAGGAGCAUGAGGAGAAGUUGAAGCUUUACUGUGAGGACGACCAGCUCCCCAUCUGUCUGGUGUGCGGUAUGUCCAGGGACCACAAGACCCACAAUGUCAUCCCCAUUACCGAGGCCUUUGAAAACUACAAGGAUAAGCUGUCUAUCGCUCUGCAGAGGGUUGAGCUACAGACAGAGGAGGCCACGCUCUUUCAAGGCCAGACCAAUGAGAAGAUCCUCCUCAUUAAGGAGCGAGCAGGAGAUCUGGAGGAGAUGGUCACUGCAGAGUUCGGCCGUCUGAGGGAGUUCCUUCUCGAGGAGGAGGAGCGCAUAAAGGGGAAACUGCAGAUGCAGAAAGAGGAGAAGCUCAACCAGCUGGAGGAUGCGCUCACUGAUACCACGGAGCAAAUCAGCCAAAUGGAAAGUAUUGCCGACGAACUUCGCCUCAAACUUACAGAAGAAGAAAACCCGGAGCAACUGAAGGGAAUCAAAGAUUUCAUCGGAGGGGCUGAGAGCUUGUUUGAGCGCCCCCCAGAGGUGGGUGUGGAUCUGCAGUCAGGGGAUUUCCUGGGACCUCUGCAAUACAGGAUCUGGAGGAAAAUGAGCUCCAUUCUUCAGCCAGCGGUCACAGCGGUGACCCUCGACCCGUACACAGCCUACCCCUGCCUGUGGGUGUCCCCGUGUCGCACCAGUGUCCAGGUGGGAAAGAUCCAGCCCAACCUGCCCAACAACCCAGAGCGCUUCACUCUCUACAACAUCGUCCUGGGCGACGAAGCCUUCUCCUCUGGAAGACACUACUGGGAGGUGGAGGUGGGCUCCAAGACAGCAUGGGGUCUGGGUGUGGCCACAGCCUCCGUCAACAGGAAGGAGGAGAUCAGCCUCUGCCCUGAGGAUGGUUUCUGGACCCUGGUGAUGAGGGAUAACUCUGACGGCACCAGCGAGUAUGAGGCAUGCACCGACUCAGAGGACAGCUUGAUAUAUCCCUCCAAACCCCCCAGCAGGGUGGGAGUCUAUUUAGACCACGGUUGUGGUGACGUGGGGUUUUAUGAUGCAGAAAAUAUGAGCCACCUCUUCACCUUCUAUAAUGCAAAAUUCAAAGAGCCUGUGUUCCCGUACUUUAAUCCCUGGCCAAUUAUCAACGGACGCAACCGGGAGCCACUCACCAUAGUUACACCACACUGGGGAUAGAUGUCCUCUUUAUCAGAGGACAGAUUCAGAAUAAAACUGUAGAAGAAGAUUCUGCAGCUAUUGAACUUAGAUGGACUCAUCCCAUGAGCACGCACACAUCUGCCUUGUCAUAAAGACUUUGCUGUAUUAAUGAUGUGGUGAUGGUGAACACACAGGGAACCCUGAAACAUUCUUGUAAGACUUGAAAUAAGAAGAUAAAACUACUAAAGGACGAGACAAACGACACUCUAAAAGGAGACGGUUGAUGAUUGUCUACAAUUGUUUUCAUUGUCAACAAAGCCCAUGAAAAGGCCAAAACAACAAUAAAUGAUCAAACUUACAAGUAGGGAUGCCAAGGUGAGGAAAUUUCCCACUGGUGAAAUAAACUUGUGUCAACACCUGUGUUUUACAAGAAAAGAUAUAUGAUGGACAAUAUAUGUUGAGCACGUACUUUGAUGUGUUAAUGUUGGAUGUCUGUGUGUCUGGUCCCCCGCAGGUUUUCACCUGGCACCACCAAUUCACAGAUUACCUCAUUGACGUUAUCAGGUUCCCUAUUAGCAUUCAGUUUAAAUCCAAAGAAAUUGCUAAAUAGGCACUUAUGCUUUGACACCAAAUCGUCCUCCGUCUUGUCUGUCAACUUUCCGUGAAAUCUGACACCUGCUGCGACUCUGCUGCUCCUGUACGGAGCAGACGCUUUCAGUUUAUAAUUAGCGUUUGUCAACCAACCAAGUAUUGAAAACACACUUUACAAAUUAGAGGGUUUUUUUAAUCUAAUGAAUGUGUGCGCUGAUACGCAAAAAUUAACUAAAUGGGUUUUAUUUAUUUAAAUUUAAAAAUUGGGCGUUGAUCAAUUAAUGUAAUCGGUGUUUGCCCGAACAUCGCAUGACACCGACGACCGCAGCAAGCCUACUAACACAUACUGUCUGUGUAUCCAAAGUCUGAUAUUACAUAGUAUUUCAUAAAAGAAGGUGCAUUUAGGCAGUUCAUUCGACCUCAUGGUUUGGUUUCUGCCCUCAUUCAUGGUCAGCUGUGAGGUCUUACAUAGACGGGUGCAGACCUUUCAGAACCUCGUCCAAUCAAUUAAAUUGACCACAGGUGCGCUCCAGUUAAGUUGUAGAAACAUCUUAAAGAUGAUCAUAGUAUCAUAGCAAAGGCUUUUCAAAUGUCAAUGCGAUAUUUACAUUUUUUUUUCUUUUUAAUACAUUUGCAAAAACGUCUUAAACCCUGUUUUGCAAUUUGUCAUUACAGAGUAUUGAGUUUAGAUUAGUGAAAAAUUAGUUUAAUGACUUUUUCCGUUAACUAGACAUGAUAGGAUUGGGGAUGCGAGCCAAAUAAGAGACUGAGACUGAUUAUUGCAUUGUUGGUUUUGUUCUAGUUGACGAAAAGAAAAACCAAGAAUAUCCACUUUCUAUAAGAUUUUGUAUUUGUUUUUAAUUCAUUAGAAUGAAUGCAGCCAAAGACUUCCCUGUCCAUUUGUUGACCUCUAGAAGCCUAUGAAUUAUCACUUGACUGAUAGCUAAUAAACAUGGAUGUAAAAAUGCAUGAAUAAAAAUAAUCAGCUUUGUAAAUGUUUUAUGAGGAAGAAAAUGAACACUUUUUGUUAGAGCUCAGAUACACACAAUGCAAUUUGGACACUGAAUGUACAAUCACUUGUUUGUUUGAAAGAAUAAUCCACAGCAACUUUAACUGGCCUCUUUAAAAUUGUAUUAACUGAUUUUGCUGCAAUAUUUUACUCUGUGUUCUAACAAUAUAACAUAUUUUUUUUUACUGUUUCAUAGCUGUUCUGUAUCUAAUCCUGGUAUUCUAAUAACAUCCAGUUCAUCUAGGAAAUAUUGUGUACAGUAGAUUCAACACAAGUAAUAAUGACUUCUAUAUGCCUUUACUUUACUAGUUACUUACCUUAUGAAUGUGCCACCACAAGAACAGAAAAUGUAUUUUUAAAAUGCUCACUGUAUGUCAUUGAACAUUGUGACUAGAGAAAACCUUUGGAUUUUAAUAUAUGAUUAAAUUUCCUACUGACGUU